AUGCAGCAAUCAGGUUUAAUAUGUGAUGUUUUUGUGGUGUUAGAAUUAAUCACUUUAAUGUCACCUAAAUCUAAGUCUAAAUCCAAAUCCAAUAUUCCUACUUCAACCAAUUUUGACUCUCAUCCUAGUGCCACCACCGGUAUCCCGUUGCCACCUCCGCCACCACCAUCACCAUGUAUAUCACCACCACCAUCACCGUUACCAUCACUAUUCAUUCCGUCGGAGACGACAUCAUCGCCGUCUAACUAUUCUUCUCAAAACCUCUAUACAACAACUAGUACUCCAAGUACACCUACUAAUAUUACUUCAAGGUAUGUGUCACAGUUCCCUUGGUCAUUCUUACCGCCGCAUCCAUCAUCACCGUCACCGUCAUCAUCAACAUGGUCAUUAGCAACAUCGUCGCAAUCGUCUGUAUCAUCAUCUCAACCACCAUCAUUGAAGGGGACGACUAUGACGACGACGACGACGACAACGCCAACGAUGAGGGGUGUUCAUAGGAAGGUAUGGAAUGCCAUGAAGUCUGGUUGCAUGGCUUGUUUUAUGCCUAACAAACAAAAAUCAUCAAAGAAAAUUGGAGAUAAUAGUACUUCUCAUUCUCAUUCUCAUUCUCAUGAUCAUGGUUUGUGUCAUAAGAGGAAAGAGAGUCAAGAGAUGAGGGAACAAAAGCUCAAAGAGGUCAUCUUCUACUGUAAGACUUCUUGGCAUACUCUUGAGACCUAA
Molecule: messenger RNA, 720 nt
Organism: Spinacia oleracea (spinach)
Lineage: Eukaryota; Viridiplantae; Streptophyta; Magnoliopsida; Caryophyllales; Amaranthaceae
Exons: 1
Coding region: 1-720 (239 amino acids)
Source: RefSeq, a predicted model, not a curated record